GAAAUAAGAAAUUAGGGUCGCGGUUGAGGGCACGGCAAAUGGGGGUCAUAAACCCUAGUAUCUCUUCUAUAUGAGCAAAACAACAGCCGCUACCAUAUCAGCAAAACAACAUACAGCCGCAGAGAGGAGAGGAGAGAAGAAGAGAGAUGGGUGAAGAAGCCAAGGCAGCGGCUGUGAUUCCAGAAUCUGUGCUGAAGAAGAGGAAGCGGAGCGAGGAAUGGGCAUUGGCCAAAAAGCAGGAGAUUGAUGCUGCAAAAAAGAAGAAUAAGGAAAACCGGAAACUGAUUUUCAAUAGAGCAAAGCAGUAUGCAAAAGAGUAUGAGGAGCAGGACAAGGAGCUGAUCCAGUUGAAGCGUGAGGCAAGGUUGAAAGGGGGAUUUUAUGUUAGCCCAGAAGCCAAGUUGCUAUUUAUCAUCCGCAUCCGCGGUAUUAAUGCCAUGCACCCAAAGACAAGAAAAAUUCUGCAGCUCUUGCGUUUGAGGCAGAUAUUUAAUGGGGUGUUUCUGAAGGUCAACAAGGCAACAGUGAAUAUGCUCCACAGGGUUGAGCCUUACGUCACAUACGGCUAUCCCAAUUUGAAGAGCGUGAGGGAAUUAAUUUACAAGAGGGGUUAUGGCAAGGUGAACAAGCAGAGAAUUGCUUUGGCCGACAACUCUGUUAUUGAGCAGGUAUUGGGUAAGUUUGGAAUAAUUUGCAUAGAGGAUCUCAUUCAUGAGAUCAUGACUGUUGGGCCCCAUUUCAAGGAGGCAAACAACUUCUUGUGGCCAUUCAAGCUCAAGGCGCCGCUGGGUGGUCUUAAUAAGAAGAGGAAUCAUUAUGUUGAAGGAGGCGACGCCGGAAACCGGGAAGUUUUUAUCAAUGAGCUCAUAAGGAGGAUGAACUAGGCCUUCUGUCCGAAAUUUUCCUACAUUUCAGGUUCUUAGACUGGCAAUAGAAAUUACUAGAAUGGUAUUUUUAGUGGUGCAGUGUUUUUGAGAACAUGGAAGUAUGCAAUUUUGCUGUUUUGUAUUUGGAAUUGGAAUUAUGCUGUUUCAUGAUUAGUGCAUGAUUUUCUUUAUUUAUUAGAUUUACCAAUUAUUCCU
This is a messenger RNA of Magnolia sinica, 1082 nucleotides long. Its product is annotated as large ribosomal subunit protein uL30w-like. Gene Ontology annotation, molecular function: structural constituent of ribosome; RNA binding. Gene Ontology annotation, biological process: maturation of LSU-rRNA from tricistronic rRNA transcript (SSU-rRNA, 5.8S rRNA, LSU-rRNA). The transcript has 7 exons. Bases 147 to 884 code for a protein of 245 amino acids. The record is from RefSeq and is a predicted model, not a curated record. Gene Ontology annotation, cellular component: cytosolic large ribosomal subunit. NCBI's taxonomy places the organism in Eukaryota, Viridiplantae, Streptophyta, Magnoliopsida, Magnoliales, Magnoliaceae.